GCCAGGAACAGCGCCAGUGUGUAUCGCACCCGUCGGGACAUGGGCAGUGCCUGCUUUUCCUCUUUUCUGAACAACCGCUCGCUCCGAACACGCUGAGAAUGUCCUUGCCGAGCCGAGCCCGCGGCAGCCGUCUCACCCCCGGCGAUGGCUGACAGCAGCGGAGAGUUGCAGGGCUCCUCUCUCGCUGAUUCCAUGGCCGGGCUUUGAUCCGAAGAGGAGCAAUCGAUUGCCAACCAUUUCCCCCACCACCUCCUCCACCGUACACUCACUCAGACACUCCAAGCCGCCAUGGAACGCGCAGCUCCUCCAGCCAUCAACCCCAGCCAUACUCACCGAUUGGAAGGCAACAUGAUGAAAUCCCCUCCCUCCUGUCUCAAGUCUGGCAACGUCAAGGUCUACCUAAAGAAAUGGAGCAUUUGGGACAAAUUUUAUAAUUUGGGCACUGAGAUGAGGAUGUCCAAACGUGGCAGGUUUAUGUUCCCAUACUGUGAGUAUUCUGUUUCUGGGCUGGAUCCCGAGAAGAACUACAUCAUGGCAAUGGAUAUCUCUCCAGUGGACAACUACCGCUACCGAUAUAAUGGGUGCAAAUGGCAGAUCAAUGGAAAGGCAACCCCACAUGUGACAGGGAGACUUUACUUCCACCCAAAUGGCAGUGUUUCUGGGAAAGAGUGGAUGGCCAAGCCAGUGUCUUUUGCCAAAAUGCGAUUAACCAACUGCCCUACUGCAGAAGAAGGUAAUGCAAUCCUUCAUUCCAUGCAUCGAUAUGUCCCCCAGUUGCACAUCAUUGUGGCUGAUGGAAUCAUUGAGAAGCUAAACCUGAAUGAUCCUCGGGUCUACACAUUUGUAUUUCAACAGACUGAGUUCUUUGCUGUGACAAAAUAUGAAAACAAAUUUAUCAGGCAGCUAAAACACUUCUAUAAUCCUUAUGGCACUGCACUGCGAGAUGUAAAGACUUCAAAACAGGCUCUCUUGGUGACUCAAUGGAGUUUGGAAACUUCGAGCAGAAAUUACGGAAUGAUUUGCGUUGGAAUGGGACGCAUGAAAUUCUUCAUCCAGCACUACAGGAAUGUUGCUGGAAUAAAACUGAGUGACCUCCAACUCACUGAAUGUAUAAAUGUGGAGCAUUUAGGACUGACUUCCAUGCAGAAUGUUGAAUUGGUUUCCUCUUUUCCUGUAAAUGAAUCGCAUGGGAUUCGAGAAACUGGGAUUCCAUUUAUCUCCCGGACAGGAAAAACAAAUGAUCUCACCAAGAUUAAGGGCUGGAAACACAAGUUUAACCUGCAACCUGGGUCACCUGAAAACAAAUCGAGUCCAUCACCUUCAAGUGUCAGCCCAGCGGUUAUUAAAAAUAGAUCAGCAUUUGUUAGCGACUUGCUUGAUGAGUAUCUGGAGAAAGAAGGGAAGAUCAUUGAGCAGUCACUCUUGUAUGACUAUGAAAUGCCAGAGAUUGGUUGUCAAACUCCAACCACGUUGGACCCAUCAUGCAAUAUACAACAAAACACUACUCGUUCACCUGACUUUGGUGCACCACUGAAAAAUAGAUCUACACACUUGGAAAUGUCUCCAGUGUUAGAGAAACAUUUUAGUGUCACAAACAAAGGCAUUUUCAUCAGAGAUAUACAAAGCACCAGUGUGGAUGUGAAAGCUAAGUGUAGAACACAGAAGAAUGACAAUUCGGCAGCUAAAAGGCCCAAAAUACCCAGUCAAUAUGACAAUACAACACAAUUAGCCAGUAACAAUAAAGACUCUGCAAUUUGUGCCACAGCUCCACAGAAGAAACAGCUGAAACCAGGUUCUACAUACCUUAAGGUUGUUCCCGUGGCAUCAAGUUCCAGUGGAGGGAAAAAAUCCAACAUUUCAGAAAAUCAAACUGAGAUGAUUUAUAUUUCAGAUAAUAAGAAUGCUGAGAAAUUGGAACCAGGAAAUCUCCGAAUUGAGUCUACAUCCCAAGCCACACUAGAUCCAUCUUUAGUAAUGGAGCAUCCAUCAACAACAAACCGAUCAACUGCUUCAAAGGUUGUUGAAGUCAUCUCCUACUGUAAUUGGAAUGAAAGUCGUGUUAAGGUUAUUAAGUUAAUUGCUGAGUGUGCUAUGGCCAAUAAACUUCCCUUGAUACAGCGAUUGGACAAAUACAAGAUUAAUUUGGAAAAAAGUGAUGGAACUUUAUUUCCACCUAAGAGGAGGAUUGAUGUGAGAGCAACCAUCCAAAAUGUCUCAGAUUCAGAACAUGGAUUUAUUAGGCCCCUGGUGCAGAAUAUGGUGAUUGAAGCUGUGGUUGGCAAUUCUGCCUUCAAAACAAAGCUGAAUCAUUUAAUAUCCAAGGUCUCCAAAGAUAGUUCUAAGCAAACAAGAGUCGAACGGCUUAAUUCUUCAGUUCAUGUUGUAAUGGAUUUAGAGAAAAAUGUCUCCUCACCAGAAAAGUGCCCGAGUGAAACCAGUUGCACCACCAACCCAUCCAACAGACCUACUGCAGAAGGUAAAGCUCAGUCAUUUCCAGUGAUUACAACACAGAAAAGGGAACAAGGAGUUUCCAUUGCAGCUACUGACACAACUGUGAAAAAUGUGUCCAAAGCCCCCCCUCCUAUUAGAUCUGCAGUCACAACAUUCCAGAGAAUUGGGGCUUUGAGUACAGUCCUGACCAAUACAACUGCGACACCAACUCCAAACUGCUUCAUGAAUUCUGUUGCAUCUGGAAACAAACCUGAGACAUCAGCAGCUAUUCCCACCCGUUAUCUAUUGUGUAAAACUAAUUCAUCUGGAUUGUCUUCAGGUUCAGCUGCCUCUCUGGAUCAAGAUGGUCGUCGACAAUGCAUUGCUGUCCCAAACACUUUGAAACUACAGCCAGGAGAUAACCUGAUGCUUCAGCCUAUCAAGGCUGCUGACGGCCGACAGUUGUACAGACACUCCAGUGGGAAAAUAUUCCAGCUAGUUUACACAAAGACUCCAGAACAGACUCCAGUGCAACAGCUGAACAUUCCCCAGUCACCAAUUCCAGGAACAACCUCAGUGGUCAAAAUCCUCACAUCUACGACGACUACUUUGGGAGGUGAUGCUAACACUCCUCUUUGUAACACAGCUGCUACAGAUUCGGAACUGUGUACCAAAACCAGUUUAUCAGGAGUAAGUAUUGGAAGUUUGCACAAUUCCACACCGCUGUGUGAUGUAACCACAACAAAGCAGCAACUUCAGAGUAGCCCUGCAACUUGGACAUUGGUAGAUCAGCUUUCUCCAUCCCAGUCAUUACGUAUGUUUUCAGAGACCACUACACAGGCUGAGCAGCACGACAAUAUCAUUCCUUUGGCCGAUUGCCAAACAAAAGCAAAUCUUGUUAAUUUAAGCAAUGACAUGUUUGACUUUGAAAUGAAUCCAGUGAAAUCCUCUGAGCCAGGGGAAAUCGAUCAAACAGCUGUUACUGUUAACACUUUUCCUAUCAAAAGUGAGACACUUACGGUCACCGGAGCCUGUGAAACAAAAUGGGUGCCUGAGGAUAGUAGAUUUACAGAAGGUUGCAAAAGAACAGGUAGCAUGGAAAAAUUUAAAUCUCAGCUUAAUGCAAACAAGCCAGGUGAAACCCAUAUUAAAGUUGAGCGAGAUUUACCAGAAAUAAAUGGUGAUGAGCCCAUGGAUCCUGAUGGCCCUGAAAUCUGCACUGUAACCGUAAAAGAGGAACCUUUGAAUGAUGAGGAAGACAAUAGCUUUGCUGCAUGGAGAGAAGAGUCCUUUAGGAGCUCCAAGUUCUGGAACCGUUCAUUCAAUUUAAAUACAGAAGCUGUGACUGAAGCUGAGUUAGGUGUGCAGACUCAUUCAAGCAAUAGAAAUAGAGAUGGGGUUGGAAACCUGGUGUCAAAUUCAAGAUUUGCAAGAAAUUCAUCAAUUGUCAAUAAUCCUGCAGUACCACACAGGGGACUUUUCCAGAAUUCACAAUCAUUCAGCCAUUCAACUAAAAAAAAGGUAUAUGAACCCUCUGUGCUAUGUGAAGCUAGAAAGAAGGCAAUAUUACACAACUUGAGAGAACGAGAGUCACGCAGGAUGAUGGAAAAUCGUUUUAAAGUAUUGAAGAAUAAACUUUUUGAUGACCGACAAAUUGCUUCAAAGGGUGCCAUCCUUGAUGAGGCCAUUGAUGUAAUCAAUAACUUGGAUAGGCAAUCCAAAAAUCUAACAAUGGAGAAGGAACUACUUUUGGGAAAACAGAAAAUCCUGUUAGAAAAGAUCUCACUGUUAUCUGCAGAGAUGGAACCUGGUAUAACACAAGAUGGCAUUGAAGCUGGUGAAAUAAUUGAAACCGGUGAGACGUUGAGUUUCUCAAGUGAGAGAGUUUCCUCUUCCCAGAAUUCCUUUGGAAUGAAAUGGUUUCUAGAAGAUGGUCCUUUGGAUGAGCAUGGGACAGAUUGCGGAAUAAAUCUAAAAUAUGAGGUGAACUCGACCGGUUCCGAUGAUAUAGUUGCUGUUAAGGUCGGUGACUACUUCAAUGAAAAAUGUAACAGUGAACUUGACUAUUCUGGCAGCACCAACACUUUUGCAGUGAAAAGAGAAGAAAAUCUUAGCCAAGAAGAUUGCUCCACCGUCAGCUCAGCAAAUGAAGAAUGUUCAGGAAGCUCCAGGCUUUGUAGCUUUUCAGAUUUUGGCACUGAUAUGGAGGCUUUGAAUAAAAUGAGCAUGCGGUGCAGUGAGCCAUUUAGGGGUUGGAUAGCCAACAGGAAGGCAACAUCACAUACACUGAGAGAACGAGAAUCACGCAAGUUGAUGGAAAAUCGUUUUAAAUUAUUGGAGAGCACUGUAUUCAAUGACAAAAAAGCUCCAAAAGGUGCCAUUCUCACUAAGGCCAUUGAUGUAAUCAGUGACUUGGAUUUGCAGUCAGAAGAACUAUUCAGGGAAAAGGAACUGUUAAAGAAAAAGCAAAAGAAGUUGUUAGAGGAAAUUUCACUCCUAGCGGAUACAAGAUCUGAUGCAACUGAGGACCAAGCAGAAGAUGAGCACUUCUUUGGUGCUAAGAACACCUCGGGGGCAAGAGGCUUAACAUUUCAGAAACCUGAACCACACUGGCUCGAAAGCAGUAACCCAUCUGACACUGCAGUAAUGAAAGACAACAUGGUUUCUGUCUUAUCAGAACGUCAUGAUGCAGAUUGCACAGGAGGAGCUGACUGGGGGCAAGAUAAGUUAAAGGCCAACAGUCUUUUUCCAGUUAAGAUUGCAGGAGACCUCAAAGAGAAACAUUACCAGGAACCAUUGAAUCCUGAUGGUUAUGAUUCCACUGCUUUAAGAAGAAGGAUUUUUAAUGGUAAAGAUGAAGAUGCUGUUUUCACUGCAGGAAGAGAGUCGUCCAUUGGGAGCUCUGACUUUGGCAGUCAUUCAGAUUUUGAUGUAAAUACAGAUGAUGUGAAUGAAAUUGAUGUGGAAAUACUGAGUCAUUCAGACAGCGAAUAUUUAGAUAUUGAGAUAGAAGAUGGUGAAGUCGCUGAUGGAACCUCAACAGCUGAGAAAUUAUGUGCACCUCCCAGAUGGCAUUUUCACAAUUAUUCGCAAUCUCACAAGUUUUCACCCAAGAGAAAGAUUUACAAUUCAUCGGAGCUGAGGAAAAGCAGAAAGAAUCCACUGCUGCACACUAUUAGAGAGAGAGAGUGGCGCAAACUUAUGCAGAAACGUUUCAGUGAGUUAAGGGAGCUGCUGUUUGAGGACGAGCGGGUUUCUAAACGUGCCAUUCUUGAUGAGGCCAUCAGUGAAAUUCAAAAUCUGUGUCAGCAAGGACAUAAACUUUAUUUGGAGAAAAAGCUACUGAUGAAAAAACACAAAGCAUUGUUAAAAAUAAUCUCUGUACUCUCUGGAGAGAAGAAAGUUAAAACUCAGAAAAGUGAUGCUGCUGUUUGUGGGAAGCAUAGUGAGAAUUAUGAUCAUAAUAGGACUCCUGUUUCUCCAGGGCCAUCUCUAUCGUCAGCUGUAAAGGGAAAUAAUGAGGAAUCUACACUGGUGCCAGUAGCUGGAACUCCCUUUCGCCUUCUCCUCGAGAAAAUUGCAGUUUCCCCCCAUGGUGAGGAGUAUAGAGAAUGGGACUCUCUUUCCCAGACGGAGGCUCCUGGCACAAAGGAACUACCACCAAGAAGUCUAGUCAUACACCAGCAAGAGGAUGCACAUUUGGCUUUCUUAGAGGGCUAUUCACAAAUGAUAUCAUCAACACAGCCUAAAGAAGAAAUGCAAAUGCAGAAACUUCCAGAAAGAUUGGAAAACAUUUCUGAUACAGCAUCAACAGCCAUUGAUGUAGCAUCAAGGAACCUUAAGAUUGUGCAGGAUGAGAAACAGUGUGCAAAUGCAGUGGGUCUGAGUUUCAAAUCUGCAAAAGAUCUGCUAUCAAAUGGGGACAUUAAAAAGCCAUCACAGGAUGCUUUGUAUUGGUCAAAUUCAGUAGGUAAGGACUGUUCUGCAGAGUCAUUUGAAAAGGAUCAGGUAGAUUCAAAAUCAACGGUAAAAGGGAAACUGCAGGUUAUCAGAUCAACAAAAGGGCAGGACAUUCUUCAAAAACUGGCUAAGAAGGUGCAAGAGGCUGGAAUUAAACCAUGGACUUGGAAAUCAAAACGUGAAGAUUCAGAAAAUGUCUCUCAAAACUUGUUCGACAGUGAGAGCAAGUCAAUGCAAUGUUUCCAAAAGGCUUCCCCCUCCGUUAAUGAGAGCUCUGUUACCCAGUAUGUGUAUACAGAGACUCCUGAUCUCCUUGUGGAAGAUAAAAGCUUACAUGACCUUCUGCCAGGCCAAACAUUGAAGCAUGCUGCAUCGUUGAACAAAGGAGAUGCAGAUCAAUUGGAGGCUGAGCUAGACAUGGAUUCAGUUUCCUCUGAUGGUUCUACAACAGCAACAUGCGCAGUCAGGGAGCCCAAAAUAUUUAUAUCUUCCGUGGACAUUCAUUCUGCCAAUGAAGCAAAUGCAAAUGGGGGCUAUUUGUUACUAGAUUCCACACAGUAGAAUUUGAAAUUAAAAGUCUCUGACUCUUAACAUGA
Rhincodon typus (whale shark) is the source of this 6986-nucleotide messenger RNA. RefSeq lists its product as uncharacterized. Bases 289 to 6951 code for a protein of 2220 amino acids. Gene Ontology annotation, molecular function: protein dimerization activity; DNA-binding transcription factor activity, RNA polymerase II-specific; RNA polymerase II cis-regulatory region sequence-specific DNA binding. The record is from RefSeq and is a predicted model, not a curated record. Gene Ontology annotation, cellular component: nucleus. Lineage: Eukaryota; Metazoa; Chordata; Chondrichthyes; Orectolobiformes; Rhincodontidae. The transcript is spliced from 28 exons. Gene Ontology annotation, biological process: cell fate specification; regulation of transcription by RNA polymerase II; positive regulation of DNA-templated transcription.